UGGUCGAUUCAGUUGGCCAAGAGCGAUCCGUGCGAAAGAGUGUCAUUAACGGACGGGUCCACACGACGACACACCAUUUUCUCUUUGAUUUUAUUUUGAUUCCGGCGAAAUCCAGCGCACAAAAAAUACACCAACACAAGUAAAGACGAUAAUAAAUGAAGGCAUUUCAUUAACCAUAUCGACGGACAAAGUGCAUGGUGAGAUCUGAGCUGCAAGCCCUCCAUUACCGGUGAAUCGUGUCAAUCGACUCUAUUUCACCGCGAAUCUUCUGAACUUAAAGAGAACAAACAAAUCAAGCAAUCUUAUUACCUAAACACAUUGUUGGAACACUAACCCUGGCGGUACCCGCAGUGAUUGGAGACCACAGUUAGAUGACAAAUCUUCCAAGAUGCUAGUCCAUGACAAUCAACGCGUCCAAUACAUUUACUUUCUUCUGUCGGGCGCUGUGGCAAGUAGUCUGCUGAUAUUGACCUAUGUGUCUCUUUCAACCCGGGCGAGUGAAAAUCUGCAGAGGGACAUCAGAAGCAUGCAACUGUCCAUGGACCUGAUAAAACCAACAUCUUUGGUGUGGUCCUACAACAACACCUGGCGUAACCUGGGCCACGGUUGGAUGAAACACAAAAUCUAUUCUGCCUAUUUCGAUCGACGUGUGGAAAUUUUGGAUAAUCCCCUGGACGACACGAUGGGAGUAGCUAUUGGUUCAAUACGCAUCAUAGCUGUAUUGCCGCUUUACUUCCGGGACGAAAUCACCUGCAUCUUUAGAGGAGAAGAUUUUUCUCUGAAGAGGACGCGUGCCAGAACGCCCCAGCCGCUGCAGGAUCACAAUGACUCUGCAUUUGCCGCAUAUGCCAUCGUUUGCCCGUUGUACAGACAAUUGAAUGAGAGCCUGGUCGUUCGUUUGCCCCAUGCCGUGGCAAUCAAAUACAAACUGAACAGCCUAACUAAGGACAGUCCGACUUUCGUUCCGAUAAGUUAUCCGCGCGAUAUGAAUCAGCUCUUUGCCAAAUCAAAACCCAUUCUCUCUAUUUGUGUGGCGCCAUUGCAGUUGAACUCCACCUCUGCCCUGGGCCUGGUAGAAUUUAUCGAGAUGUAUCGGCUGCUGGGGGCAGGACACUUUUACUUCUACUUGGCCAGCUAUUCAAACGAGAUGGCGACUAUACUAGCCUAUUAUCGGAAACUGGGUUUGGCUGAUGUUCUACAAUGGGAUUUGCAAGAUCACCUGCACGACUUAGCGAUGGGAGGGAGCGUGGCUCAAAUCAACGACUGCAUCUAUCGGGCUAUGGCGGUAGACAAUUUCCGUUAUGCUGUCAUCGUUGGUAUGGAUGAGUAUCUAAUGCCCCUGAAGCACAAUUCCUUGCUUAAAUUUAUGCUGCAAUGCGACGAGGGCCUGACAGCUUCGUAUGUUUUUCGAAACGUUUUCUUCUAUAAGAAGGAUCGGAGCGAUUUAUUCAGUACUCCGGAGCGGGCGACAAAUCGCCUGCUUGUCACCCAAACGAAGGUUAAGCGGAGUUUGGAAGUUAUGCCUGCUUUUACGAAUAGCAGGUUCAUUGUCAACACACACGCCGUCGUGGAAAUGGGCACGAAACGUCUUUGGCGUGCUGCUCCUGGCUAUACGGAUCACGUGUUGUCUCCGACUGUGGGCCUGUUGUUCCAUUAUAGGAAUAACUGCAUCAAUUGUCGGACAGUCAUGCUAGUUGACUACACGGCAAGGAGAUUUGGUUCAUUACUGUGGGAUAGGGUGGACAAUGCGUGCCUGCAGCUGUUCCUCAAGGACAAGGGAGUGUGUCCAAAUUAAUCGGCUAGAACAACCUUUUCUACAGGCUAAGGGAAAAUACAUACUAUGUAUCAAGGUGCAUUUAUAAGGUGUAUGCAUCGGCUACAACAACUAACAUUUUGCAAAAACAACAUUGCUGUUAUAGAAACUAAAAAUUCAUGUGGACACUUAGUUUUAAUUUGAAAAACGUAAAUAAACAAAAAUUAUUAAUAAAUAAAUAUUAAAAAAAAAAAACAUUUUUGAAAAAAUGCUGAACCUCCGAAAAUUCAGCGCGUCGAUUGCAUUUAAAAUGUCUACAUAAUCUGGAUGGUUUUAUAUUUUACAUCGCUUUGGAAGAAAUCCGAAUCAGAACAUUUGGAGUCGAUCUAGAAAUAUCAGUCCGGCUGGUGCACACGAUAUCUCUCAAGAAAAUAGUACGAUUUAGAACCUCCUAAUAUAUUUGCCAAACUUAGAUCGAACUGGGAGGUGGGUGGUAUUGCCUAACUCUUCUGCCAUGACUCUAAACACCAUCCCUUCCCAAAAAUAAAAUGUUGUUUAAUUAAAAUGA
Molecule: messenger RNA, 2321 nt
Organism: Musca domestica (house fly)
Lineage: Eukaryota; Metazoa; Arthropoda; Insecta; Diptera; Muscidae
Exons: 6
Coding region: 389-1795 (468 amino acids)
Source: RefSeq, a predicted model, not a curated record